CACGAGAGGCUCUUGUUUUUUUCCUUUUCGCUUUCUUCGUCAACCACAAUUCGAAGGAUAUCGACGAGUCGGCAAGAUGGCGCCCCUCACCUACUCCAAGACCUCCAAGGUCCCCAACCGUCCCUUCGAGGCCGCCCGUCUUGACUCCGAGCUUAAACUCGUUGGCGAGUACGGUCUCCGCAACAAGCGUGAGGUCUGGCGUGUCCAGCUUACCCUCUCCAAAAUUCGUCGUGCUGCCCGUCAGCUUUUGACCCUCGACGAGAAGGACCCCAAGCGUCUCUUCGAAGGCAAUGCCCUCAUUCGCCGUCUCGUGCGCGUCGGUGUUCUCGACGAGUCCCGCAUGAAGCUCGAUUACGUCCUGGCCCUGAAGGUCGAGGAUUUCCUUGAGCGCCGCCUCCAGACUUGCGUCUACAAGCUCGGUCUUGCCAAGUCCAUCCACCACGCCCGUGUCCUCAUCCGCCAGCGUCACAUCCGCGUCGGCAAGCAGAUCGUCAACGUCCCCUCCUUCAUCGUCCGUCUCGACUCCCAGAAGCACAUCGACUUCGCUCUCACCUCGCCCUUCGGUGGUGGCCGCCCCGGCCGUGUCCGCAGAAAGAAGGCCGCUGCCGCUGAGUCCAAGGGUGACGGUGGUGACGAGGAGGAGGACGACGAGUAAAUGCAUCGCCAUUUAUGCUAAGUAUUGGUCAAAAAAACUCUGGGAAUGGUCGGUAUACCAAAUACCAACCAUUGGGAUCAUCGGGGUGUUUAUAGUCACGGCGUUCGCCAGAGGCAAAAUGGAAUGAUUGCAUCAAAUACGGAUACCACGAAUG
Messenger RNA from Colletotrichum phormii, 809 nucleotides. Its product is annotated as 40S ribosomal protein S9. Gene Ontology annotation, cellular component: cytosolic small ribosomal subunit. Bases 77 to 655 code for a protein of 192 amino acids. Gene Ontology annotation, molecular function: rRNA binding; structural constituent of ribosome. The record is from RefSeq and is a predicted model, not a curated record. NCBI's taxonomy places the organism in Eukaryota, Fungi, Ascomycota, Sordariomycetes, Glomerellales, Glomerellaceae. The transcript is spliced from 4 exons. Gene Ontology annotation, biological process: translation; ribosomal small subunit biogenesis.